AUGAGGGAAAACUGUAUUGUCAGAGUGUCUUCGUCAAGAAAGUGCCACUCUGUCGGAAGGCCAAUAUUAAGGGAGUGCUGCACUGUCACAGGAUCAAUAUUAGGGGUGUGCUGCACUAACAGAGGGUCAGUGUUGAUUGAAUGCUUGACUGUUGCAGAGCCAGGACUGAGGGAAUCCUGCAUCGUUACGGUGUCAUCGUUGAGGGAGUGCUGCACUGUUGAAGGGCCGAUAGUAAGGGAGUGUGACACUGUCAGAGUGUCAUUACCAAAGGUGGGCUACAGUAUCAAAGGUACCACGCUGAGUAUUGUUAUCCCGAUAGUUCUUUCGUCUCAGUCCGUGUGUAUUCCCGGGCGAAUGUGCUCGUGUGGUCUCAGGAGUUGCGGAGGUCACGGCUCUGGGACAGCCGUUUCAUCGCCCUAUGCUGCAGAACCUACCCCGGAAGAGAGAGCCCAGAGAAUUGCCAAAGCUGUCCGCAAACAGUCAACAGAAGUGAAGGAAAAUUGGGAGCAAUUGAAAACCCGUGCGAGCAACUGGCAGAAACAGGUGGAAAAGGCGUUGGAGAAACUUCAAGAACUGCAGAAAGCGCUGGAUGAUCUUGAGGCUCAUGUGAUAACAGCUGAGGGUGUCCACACUGAUUGGCAACCUGUGGGUGACCUGCUUAUUGACUCAUUGCAGGAUCACAUUGAUAAAACCACAGGUUAAAGGUAAAGUCUGAGCACGCCAUUUGGCGACUCCUUAGAGAGAGACAACUGGUUAUGAUUUAACCUGAAGAUCACCAUGCCUCAGUCAAGUAGAGCGGUUGAGGCGAAGACCCUUUGUGGUAAGCUCACUGGUAUGGCAAUUGAGCCCUCUCUGCAGGGCAUCACUCUGCAUCACAAACCAACUGAAUUUGAAUAGAGUUUAGGAUUGGAGAGCAAUCCAUGCAAUUAUUUUUUUUAAUGAAUGUUUCUCACUGGGACUCUCUCACUGGCAAACAUUUUAAAAGCCAGCUCAGCCAUACAGGCGAGAUCAGUUCCUGAUCUCAGCUGAAUUUUUUGACCUGGGGUGGGUCAGCGUUAGGAGUUCAGUGAUUGGAAUGAAUUCUCAUUAAGUUAGCGAGAGGGAUACUACACGUGAAUAGAUCGAUGUUUUGAGAAGAGGAUGAGAUAUGAGCCAAAGUUUAAUUGAUGUGGAAGACCAGCCACAAUCAUCAUCGACGGUGGAGCAGGCUUGAGCGGCCAUGCAACAUUGUGCUGCCGCUAUUUGACUUGUUCUGUGGAAAGGAAGGAAAAUGGUCCAAGUGUCAAAAAUGAUGAAGACCAUAUCAUUCUACAACCUCAAAAUUUGAUUGUGUUCAGCAUAUUAUCACUCCUGGUACCCCUAAAUCCUGGUCUAUCAUCUCAGCAGCUCGACUCUGCCCAUAAGCUGGUUACUUGUGACAUUUUUGAGGGAUCUUCCCAAGUCUGAAAAUCAUUUUUGUUUUUGUAGAAUCAGAGUUGGCCCGUGUGGAAGGAGGUCAUUUGGCAUAUCAUAGCUCUUUGAAGUAACUCCCCAAUUCGUCCCCCUCUGCUUGGCAAUGACUUGAACCACUUAUAAAAUCUCUUUAAUGGAGGGAAACUUUGAAGGCGUCUGAAAGGAGUAUUCACGAUCCCAGAAUACAACUGAGCCUUAUUAAGUUGUUAGUUCUGACGAUCAAGAGCUUGAUGAAAGAGGAUUGUUUUAAAAAGUGCCUUAGAAGAGGAAACGUCCAGAGGCUAAGAGGUGUAGGAAGUUAGCGAGUUUUGAGAAGAUUUGUUGCUCGGGUUGAGGGUCGGGAUGUGAGUUUGCUCGCUGAAGGUGUAGGAAGUCUCUUCUUGGGUUUGAAGCCGACACAAUUAAAUGUUUGGCAACUAGUAGUGGGCCCUUUAAAAUCAAGAGUGGGCAAGAGGACAUAAUUAGACGAGUGCAGAUAUCCUGAAGUAUAGUUGGACUGGUGGAGAUUACGAAAAUAGCGAUAGGCGUAGCCAAGGAACGAUUUGGAAACAAAAAUGAGAAUUUAAUAAAAUUACUGUUAAUAGUAUCAGUCAGGUAGAAAGUACAGAGAAGAGGAUUUGGUUCAAGGUGAGACUCGGGCAGUGGAGUUUUAGACGACGUCAAGUUUUCAAUGGGCAAAUGUGGGACUCCAACAGGGAAUGCAUUGGAAUUGUCAGGUCCAGAAGUGAAGUAGUUCCAGAUGAAGGUUUCACUGCUAAUGAGCCAAGACAAGAGACAGGUAGGCAGGAUUGAAAAGAUGUAAAGAGACAGCUUCAGGGAUUGCAUGAAUGUGUGGUCGGACGUUCAUCAUGGGAUAAACAAGAUGCCAAGGUUGUGCUGAGACAAGCGUAAUAUUACAUUGUUGCCAAGGCGGAGUAAUGCAAUCAGUAGGUAGUGAAUAGAGAUUGGUGUGGGGACCACAAAGUGGUCUUCCCAGUUUUAAAUUGUUAUCUCUACAUAGUUGCGCAACUUUAUGUUCUGUUCAAAAGGCAUUACUGACAAGGAAACAGAAGUUAGCCAUUUGUUUACUUGUCAAUAUAUCUUGAUUUUUCCACCAUCUUCUCCAAUUAUUAACACAACAUGUGCACUGUACGAACUGAACCGUUCAAACCUUAAAAGGAAAUGUUAAAAUUGUGGAAUAUAAAGUUAAAUUUAUUUUAUUGAAAAUUUAAAUAAAUUACAUGAAGGUUUGACCAAGACUGCAAGGAAUUAGAUGGAACACCAGAUGAAUAAAACAAGCAGUGGUAAGGUGGUAUUAGCUGGAUGUUCCUGAAGAAAGAGAACACAGCCAACCUUUCUUCCAUAAGGGGGAUUAAUUGUGUGGUGUCAGACACAGUCGAUUCAAUCAUUCCUUCUGUCUUUACUGUCUGACUAUACUAUGGUUGUAAUAUUUCCUUUUUUAAAUGCUCAAGGUUAGACAUACUUCACUUGACAUUCUCAUUUUAUAAAUUUUAAGAAGUUGACUUAUUGUCAAGUCACGGUAGGAUUGAAAACACAUUCUACAAGUGUUUGAAGUCAGAAGUCACAUGA
Messenger RNA from Stegostoma tigrinum, 3021 nucleotides. RefSeq lists its product as uncharacterized. The transcript has 4 exons. Gene Ontology annotation, cellular component: plasma membrane. NCBI's taxonomy places the organism in Eukaryota, Metazoa, Chordata, Chondrichthyes, Orectolobiformes, Stegostomatidae. The record is from RefSeq and is a predicted model, not a curated record. Gene Ontology annotation, biological process: synaptic signaling. The coding region runs from base 1 to 702 and encodes 233 amino acids.